This is a messenger RNA of Aspergillus ibericus CBS 121593, 1794 nucleotides long. Its product is annotated as arrestin family protein. Gene Ontology annotation, molecular function: protein-macromolecule adaptor activity; ubiquitin protein ligase binding. NCBI's taxonomy places the organism in Eukaryota, Fungi, Ascomycota, Eurotiomycetes, Eurotiales, Aspergillaceae. Bases 1 to 1794 code for a protein of 597 amino acids. The record is from RefSeq and is a predicted model, not a curated record. The transcript is spliced from 5 exons. Gene Ontology annotation, biological process: ubiquitin-dependent endocytosis. Gene Ontology annotation, cellular component: cytoplasm; plasma membrane; cytosol.
AUGGCUCUCAGUUUCUUUGGUGGCGGAGGCAGCUCCAGUCACGCGAAAUACUUCGAUAUCCGUCUCGAUGAAGAUUACAUUGUGUUCCGGGGAGGAGAAGAGGAAGCCGCCAGUGCCCAUCUGAGCGGAAAGCUCAUUCUUUGUCUAUCAGAGCCCUUGUCUAUCAAGCACAUCAGACUCCACCUCACGGGUAUAUCUCGGGUUUGCUGGCAUUUGCCGUCCAGUACUGCCGGCGGAGGCAGGAAGUCGUGGAGAGAGCGUGUGUUCUACGAAAAGACGUGGCGAUUCCGAGAUGCGGGUAAGAGCAAGACGGAAGUGCUGCCUGCGGGCAACUACGAGUAUCCCAUCAACCUCGUUCUCGAGGGCUCCAUGCCGGAGAGCGUUGAAGGCCUUACCGACACCUACGUCACCUACCGUUUUAAGGCGGAAAUCGGACGCAAGUAUGCCAAGGACAUCAUUGUCCGCCGCCCGCUCCGUAUCAUUCGGACCCUGGAGCCCAGUGCUCUUGAGCUUGCACACGCUAUGUCGGUGGAGAAUGUCUGGCCAAACAAGAUUGAAUAUUCGAUCAGCACACCGACGAAGGCAGUUAUCUUCGGAACUAGUAUCCGGGUGGAUUUCAAGCUGAUCCCCCUGCUCAAGGGACUCAGAAUUGGGCAAAUCGUCUCUCAACUCAUCGAAAGCCACGACCUUACACUGAACCCAGAAGAUCCCGAUUCCAUUCGCAAUACAUAUAAGAGCACGAGGACUAUCCUCAAUGACGAACAUGAAUUAGAUGAGGACAAUGGGUUGGAAAUCAUCGAUGAGAUGGCCGAAGGAUUCCAGUUUUCGCGUCAUCUUGAGCUACCCAAAACCUUGACUCGAUGCUUGCAGGACACCGACACCCGAGGCAUCAAGAUUCGCCACAAGCUCAAGUUCCGCGUUCAGCUAUUGAAUCCCGACGGACACGUCAGCGAGCUUCGCGCCACCCUCCCUGUCUCGAUAUUCAUCUCCCCCAACCUUGCAAUUGACGAAAACAAUAACCUGGUCGACCAGACCCCCCAGACGGCACAAAGGGCCAUAGAUGAUCUUGCUCAACAGGCCCCUCCCUUGUACGGCGAGCAUCAGUUCGAUCAACUGUACAGCGAACUCGACCCCUCUGGCUACCGAACUCCAGGCCCUGGCAGUGGCCCAGGCACUCCUUUCGGUACUCUGAGCCGUAACCUGUCGGCUGAGAACCUUGCUUCCAUGAAUGCCUUGACCAACACGGACAUUUCUGCUUCUGCCUUGCACACCCGUCUCUCGAUCCUCCGCGCGAACGGACACAACCACCACUCGCCUACGGACCAAGACCACCCCGAAGCUGACAGUCGUCGUCUGGGUGUUCCUCCGGAUUACUUUGGACCCUCAUCGGCCUCGAAUUCGCACAGCCCCACAAGCCCCGAGCUCUCUCGACGCCCCUCUGAUGAGGUAGAUCACGACUACAUCCACUCUGGAAUGGCGACCCCAUAUCAUCCUCAAUAUGCCGAGGUCGAGACCCUGAGUCGCGUGCCCAGUUACUCCACUGCUGUCCGCACUACCGUCCGCCCCUGCGAUGCCGAGUUGCCAGACUAUCAAGCUGUGAUCGCCGAAGACGUUGUCAUCUCCGCGCCUCAGUCGCCUCAGCAGGCCUACAUUCGCACUGCCGGUCGCGGAUCUUCCUACUUCUCCGCUAUCGAUGCACUUCACAGUCGGUCUGGCCUCCUUCACUCCACUUCCUCUAGUCACGACGACGAUGACCGUCGACUGCGUCUUGUCCAAGCUCGAGCCAGGGUCUAA